Bursaphelenchus xylophilus (pine wood nematode) is the source of this 2620-nucleotide messenger RNA. The record is from the annotation of a GenBank genome assembly. NCBI's taxonomy places the organism in Eukaryota, Metazoa, Nematoda, Chromadorea, Rhabditida, Aphelenchoididae.
AUGACGUCCGAAGAAGAAAUCGCCGGACCUCAUUUCGACGUGUAUCUCAAUUAUUUCCGGGAGGUGAGUCUGUGUUUCCUUUAUUGGAAAAAAGGUUCAUUUGCCUUUUUUUGGUUCAUGGUGUGUGUAUAUUUUAGAUAAAUCCGAAUAAUUUGCCGGAGAUUGACGCUCAGCCGGCUGCCCAUUUCCUCAGGUCAUCUGGAAUUGACGUUUCCUUGCUGAGUCGGGUGAGAUUUAAGUUUAUUUUUGAAAUUUAGAUUGAACGGCACUUAAUUGGAAUUGAGUUCAUUUUUUAAUUUGUGGUUCUAGGUAUGGGAUCUUGCUGAUUAUCGGCAUGUGGGACGUCUAGACCGAAAAGGAAUCUUCAUCGCAUUCAAGUUAAUAGCAGCAGUCCAAAAUGGACAUCCACCUCUACCGGCUGCUUUAACGGCCACACUUCCGCCUCCAUCCUUCUCGGCGGUUUCUGGCCGAGUUUCCACCCAGUCCGAGCCCAUCGACUGGGAAUUACCGGAAUCUGAGCAGCAAAAGUAUGCGGCCAUCUUCCAGAGCUUAAAUCCACAAAAUGGAAGGCUAUCUGGGGACCAGGUAAGUUGCGAUUUAUUUGCAAAAAUGAGUGGACGAAUUUGUUUUUGACCGGGAUUUGGUUUUAGGUCAGGCCGCUUCUUCUCAACUCUAAGCUGCCGACUUUCAAGCUUGGCCGGAUUUGGGAUCUGUCAGAUAUUGACCGAGAUGGCUACUUAGACCGCUACGAGUUUUAUGUGGCACUCCAUCUUGUUUACAAAGCCAUCCAAAACGAGACCUUGCCGGAGCGACUUCCAGUUGGGCUGAUUCACCCAACCAAACGACACCUCGUGGCCGGUUCGAGGCGACAAUCGUUUGCCGCUUCUCCGUUACCCAAGCCUUGUAAGAUGAGGAUUGAACGAUUUAAUCUGCAUUAUUUUUCAGCGUUUAGUCACGGUUCGAGGACUCCAAGUAUUAGUUCGCUAAACCGAAGUAUCCUAGAAUCCAUGGCCGAUCCCGUAACGCCCGGCUCUCCGAUACGGUCAGUCUUGGAUCAUAAUGUAAGUCUGGCCUUUUUAUUGUUUUAUUUUCAUUUUUAGAAUGUUGAAACCAUUUCUCUGCAAGCGACGGAGGCGGAUUUCCAAAGAUUUGACACGGAUAUGGAUGGCUUUGUGGAUGGGGCCGACGUCCGGGAACCACUUAUGCAAUCGGGUUUACCUCAACAUAUUCUAGCCAAAAUUUGGGGACUAGUCGAUUAUCAACAUACGGGCCGACUUAAUCACCCUCAGUUUACAUUAUUGUGAGUUUUUAUACGGGUUGUUUGCUUAUUAGACAUGAAUUGGUGUUGAAAGGAACAUUUUCAGAACGGUAUUGGUCAAUGAAUGUCGUCAUGGCGUGCCAAUGCCGGACAUGUUACCCGCUCAUCUCCUUCAAUGGCUUCAGAAUGCAGCGCAACCAGUGAGUCGGGUAUUAAUUAAUACGUAUAUUUUUGUUUUUUCAGAAGAUUCUGGUCCCAUCAUCCCCGCGAAUUGACGAAUUGAACGCAGAAAUCGAGAAAUCGCAGGAGGAACGACGAAAAGCCGACAAGGAUUUGAUGCAGUUGGAUGCGGAUACUGUAGUCAAGUCAGCGGAAAUCAAGAACGCUGAAAUCGAAUAUCAAACUUUAAGUGCGACUGUCAAACAAUUGAAGCAUCAGAAAGGCGAGGCGUCCAAAAGACUGGCAGAUCUGGACGAAAGAAUUGUUAGGCUUGAGAAUAAUUGUGAUGAGACCAAUGAUAGGCUCAAAAAGGAGGAGGAAAGGCUGAAUCAAACCAAGCAGGAUAUACAAAUGGCGCAGGUAAGGUAUUUAGAUCCUGUUUUUGGUGGGAGUAGAGCUGUAGCGAAUUUAUAUUUGGUAUUUUUAGGAAGGAGAAAACGCUGAAAGAGAAUUGUUAGACAAACUCCGAACAGAGCUUUCCCAGCUCGACUCUGAAUAUAGCAGAAUACAAUCAGAUUUGAAUGGGAAGAGAAGAGAGAUUGAGAAGACUGUGGAUGAAUUAUCUCUAAUGGAAAGAAAGAUUGAUACGAAUAAGGGAGAUGUGGAAAAACUCGAGAAAAAGGUGGAAGAGGUGAAGUCUCAGCUGGAAGAAGCCGAGAAGAUUGAAGAUCCGACUGGAGACGAGGCUGUGCUCUUCAAACAGUUCGAGCAGAUUUCUUUGGUAUGUAUAUGAUCUUUUAUUGAUAAGGAAGAUUAGUUUGUUUUUGUUUAUCUUUAUGUAAUGUAAUUUUAGAAUGGAGCACCCAACCAUGUCACUAAUAACUCGUUUGAAGCCGUUGCCUUCCAGGCAAGGCCGAUUUAUGAGGCUCCUCCGGUCGAUCCAUUCAAACGUAAAGAUAUUAUUAUGUGAUUUUUAUCCUUGGUCAUCUGGUUUUUGGAUCGGUUUUUUUUUCAGAUGAUCCCUUUGAUGAUAACACGGUAAAGGCGGCCUUUGGGGAGUCCGAUCCCUUUGCCAGUCAGUCCCAAUCCACAGGGGAUCCCUUCGGCUCGGAUCCUUUUGCCAAUCCACCUCAAUCCAACGGCCAAACGACCCAAUCCAAUGGAUUCGCCAACUUUGCCAAUUUUGCUCAAUUUGCGAAUUAA